AGUCAUCUUCAGGCACCUGCUCUUGUCAGAGAGCAACAUGGCACAAGGGAUUCAACUUGAACGAGUAAGAUUCAGCUGCUCGAUCUGUCUGGAUCUACUGAAGGAUCCGGUGACUAUUCCCUGUGGACACAGCUACUGCAUGAACUGUAUUAAAAGCUUCUGGGAUGAGAAUCAAAUCCACAGCUGCCCUCAAUGUAGGCAGACCUUCACACUGAGGCCUGUUCUGAUGAAAAACACCAUGUUAGCAUUUUUAGUGGAGGAACUGAAGAAGACUGAACUCCAAGCCGCUCCUGCUGAUCACUGCUAUGCUGGACCUGAAGAUGUGGCCUGUGAUGUCUGCACUGGGAGAAAACUGAAAGGCCUCAAGUCCUGCCUGGUCUGUCUGGUCUCUUACUGUGAGAUUCACCUCCAGCCUCAUUACGAUGUGGCUCAAUUAAAGAAGCACAAGCUGGUGGACCCCUCCAAGAAGCUCCAGGAGAACAUCUGCUCUCGUCAUGAUGAGGUGAUGAAGAUGUUCUGCCGUACUGACCAGCAGUGUAUCUGUUAUCUCUGCUCUGUGGAUGAACAUAAAGGCCACGACACAGUCUCAGCUGCAGCAGAAAGGACUGAGAGGCAGAGAGAGCUUGGGAUGACUCGGCAUAAAAUCCAGCAGAGGAUCAAGGACAGAGAGAAAGAUGUGAAGCUGCUUCAACAGGAGGAAGACACUGUUAAUCACUCUGCCGAAAAUGCACUAAGGAACACUAAGAAGAUCUUCAUUGAACUGAUCCGUAUCAUUGAGAAAAGAGUCGUUGAUGUUAAUGAGAAGAUUAAAUCUCGGCAGGAAACUGAAGUGGGUCGGUUUAAAAAGGUUCGGGAGAAGGUGGAGCAGGAGAUCACUGAGCUGAGGGGGAAAGAUGCUGAGCUGGAGAAGCUGUCAUACACACAGGAUCACAACCAGUUUCUAUUAUAUUACCCCUCAUUGUCACGUUUCAGCGAAUCGAAAGACCCACCCAGUGUCAGAGUCCACUGUCUGCGGUACUUUGACAAGGUUACAGUGACUCUGUCAGAGGCCAGAGAUAAACUACAGGGGGUUCUCGGUGAAGAAUACGCAAAGAACUCAAUGACUGUAACUGAAGAAGAUGUUUUACCAUCAAAUCCAGAAGCAGAGCCCAAGACUAGAGCUGAUUUCUUACAUUAUGCAUGCAAAAUAACACUGGAUCUAAACACUGCAAACACACAUCUGUCAAUAUCUCAGGGGAACAGAAAGGUAGCAUUCAUGAGAGAAGAACAGAAAUAUUCUCUUCAUCCAGAGCGAUUUGCUUAUUCCUGGCAGGUCCUGAGUAGAGAGAGUCUGACAGGACGUUGCUACUGGGAGGUGGAGAAGAGUGGGAGCGGCGUUUUAGUUGCAGUUGCAUACAAGGAUAUCAGCAGAGCAGGGGACUUCAGUGAAUGCGUGUUUGGACACAAUGAGAAAUCUUGGGCGUUAGAUUGUUACAAAAAUAGUUACGAAUUCAGGCAUAACAACAUAAAAAUUCCCAUCCCAGGCACAUGGUCCUCCAGAGUAGGAGUGUACCUGGAUUACAAUGCAGGUAUUCUGUCUUUCUACAGCAUUUCUGAGACCAUGACUCUUCUCCACAGAGUCCAGACCACAUUCACUCAGCCUCUCCAUGCUGGAUUCUGGCUGUCAGAUGGAGCUGCUACUGAGGUGUGUAAGCUCAAGUAGACAGGAGUUGUUGAAGAGCAGAGAUCUCCUGUUAAUCAAACAAGGGAGAAGUAUUGUGACAACUUAAUGAUCGUGGAAAACAUAAGUAGUAUGUGUAUGAAAGCUAAACUAUGUAAAUAAAAGUGCUUAAAACAUUGCUGAUGGAGUUCUAACCACUCCUACCAUUGGGGAGAUAAACAACAGUAUUUCCCUUUAAAGUAGAGUGUUAUAAAGUUGUAGAAAUGGAUCGGCUCAAACUUUGGUCUUUGUUACCUUUCGUCUCAGGAUAUCUUUAUGGGUAACACUUUAUUUUAUGGGUCUGUUAUUUAUGAAUAAUUUGCAAGACAUUUCCUGAAAUGAAACUAUGUGAUUUGGUACAAAUUAUAGGAAUUUCUUUUAAAUUAAAACCGCCAUUUAAACCCAUGUAAAUAUUCAUUCAUUAUUAAUUUUUUGUUGGAAAAUGCUUUUUCCAUAUAUGUUGAAUUGUAUGCAAAUUUCUCAUUUUUGCAUUUUCAGCUAACCUGCUGUGCACUGACUAAAAUACUCUCUCAUACAGUAGCAGUUAAUUGGAAUUUAUUAUUUGCCAUUGUGCUAAUUGAACUUCCUCAUGCCAAUCAAACAUGUUGAGUUUGAUUGGCAGUGCAUGCUCGUAAUCAAUGACCCUCCUGCACAGUGGCUGAAUAUUGGCUUAGUCAGUUGACACUAAUACUGUGACUCAUCAUUCUUAUCUAACAGGAAAAAGAAAAGAAAAAAAACAGUAGGACUAGCUGGUUUCUUACGGUACAUCAAUGGCAUUUGUCAUCACAAAAAUUUGGCUGCUUACAUGAGUGAAAGUAUGCUUGCCAGAAUGUGAACAACGGCAAUUUGUUGAAAGUAAAAUAUCAAUAUCUCAUUAUACAUUUCCCACGUCUUCUGUAUUUAUUACCGUCUUAGCUGUGAAUAUGUUUCUGUAACAAUACCAGGAAAAACUCCUGUGCGCUCUGUUUACAUUUAUUUUACUAUAUCUAGGUGCUUAGAAAUUCACCUUCAUUUAUUUGUGGACAUUAAAAUCAUACUGAGUAACAAUCGGCUGUUCUACAUGUAAUGGUGGGAAUAAUAGUACAGUCCAGUGGUAAUAUAGAGGUUUUAUGUGUAGAUGUUUAUCUGGGUUUCAUCCAAAAUGUGUGUCAUGUGUUCUUAAAGUAGUUUCACUCAUAACCUAUGUAAAAAGAGAAAUUUCUCCAUUUGGCUCAAUUCAGACUGAUGAAAACUCCAACUUAGACCACCACCUCUUGGACAAGAAGUUUUCUUUUCAAGGAAACCCAGGUGCAGGUUAUAUGUGGUCAGAACAGAAAGCAGACCAGCCACAAGAUUGUGAUAGUGAAUACGUAACACUUGUAUAAAUUCAAAGCAAAACUAAACACAUUAUGUCAUAAAACAGUAAAACAUAAAACAUCUGCAUUUGGUGACACAUUAGUGUUGGGAUUUUCCUCAAUACUUGGGCAAUGAAUAGCAGGUGUGUUGUUCCUUUAUUGUAAUUUUAAUGGAGUGAGUGAAACAUAAUUAACCUUUUCCCCAAAUCAUAUUUUUCAUUAUGUUUGUAGUCAGAUCUUUAUUAUAGAUGAAGUUCAGUUCCAAACUCGACUAAUAAUAUUCAUAACCAACUCUUUUGUUUGUGAUCUUUUGAUGACCACUAAAGAGAAUGAACUUGCUCUCAGUCACUUGAAUGAACUUUGUCUGGUUUAGUUUGAUACAUGUGUAUAAUUAUGGCUAGAGUUAUACAGUAUGUACAUUAUCAUCAAAUAUUUGAUCAUGUUCUUAGUACUUAGUACCUUAGUAAGAUAUUGACAGAGGUUUGUUGUCAUUACCAAAGCUCAGAUAUUAUGUUGGUACUGGCAUUGAAAAAAUUCAAAUGAUACUCAGCCCUUUGCAAGCAUGACUAUGCAGACUACCAUGUGCCCAAACCUGUUUUAGGAGUGAGUUACCAGUCAGUCCCGCUGAUGUCGCACAUGUUUGUAAUUCUUGGUUUGUUUGUAAUAAGUUGGUGUGAGCCCGAAAAGGGGUUGAACUGCAUUUUUCUUGGAAGAGAAUCAAACUGAUGGUGUACCCCAAAUGAGAUCAACCACUCUCUUACACUGUUCAGUGUUCAUGUACUUUCCCUCUGAGAACACUCACACACUGUUCAUCUCUUAUUCAGAACAUGCUGUGAGCCAUGUAGUGUGAACUUUUUUAAUGAUUAAUUCAGGCCUUUGUUAGCUUUUCUUCACUGUCUUUGAUCUGGGAACACACUAGAAACCUUAAAUUAUACACCAGGAACAGCUGAGAUUCUGGAGAUAAGAUUUAGUGGUUCAUGUUCCCAAAAACUUUUAAGGAAUUGGAAGACUUUUUUUAUUUUUAUUGUACCAUUUCAUCAUUUUCAGGUUUUGAUCUUGCUGUUGUUACUUCCCUAUACUGCAUACUCUAAUGAGUUCUGUAAACUGAAUAUAUUAUUAACCUCUUUGUUAAGAUUAAUGUUUUAUGAAAAGCUGAUUACAUGCUAUUAUAUCCUGGGCUGUGUGUAUAUAUAUAUUAUAUAAUAUAUUUAUGAUAUCUUUUUAGAUUACAUUUUAAAAUAUACUUAUUAUUUACUGUAUACAUUUCAUAUUUAGCAUUAUUUUGUAUAUAUUUUCGUAUUCUAGUCUAGUAAUCUAUUCUAUUGUUCAUUUUUGUACUGUUACAGUAUUUUUUUCCUCUGUGGCAAUAAAGUUCUUCUUAUUUGUGUUAAAUAGGGUAUGUGGUUCAAAGCAACAGUGUGUUUAGUGUAGUAAAACAUCUUGAAACUACA
Molecule: messenger RNA, 4484 nt
Organism: Siniperca chuatsi (mandarin fish)
Lineage: Eukaryota; Metazoa; Chordata; Actinopteri; Centrarchiformes; Sinipercidae
Product: E3 ubiquitin/ISG15 ligase TRIM25-like
Exons: 1
Coding region: 38-1702 (554 amino acids)
Molecular function (GO): zinc ion binding; protein binding
Source: RefSeq, a predicted model, not a curated record